Messenger RNA from Culicoides brevitarsis, 1644 nucleotides. RefSeq names its product RYamide receptor. The record is from RefSeq and is a predicted model, not a curated record. Lineage: Eukaryota; Metazoa; Arthropoda; Insecta; Diptera; Ceratopogonidae. Gene Ontology annotation, molecular function: neuropeptide Y receptor activity. Gene Ontology annotation, cellular component: plasma membrane. Gene Ontology annotation, biological process: neuropeptide signaling pathway. The coding region runs from base 16 to 1362 and encodes 448 amino acids. The transcript is spliced from 8 exons.
UAAAAAGUGAGCAAAAUGUUCUUCAAAAACGAUGAAAAACUGUUUUCCGCACAAUUUUAUGUGGAACCAACGGAUGACAGUGGCAACAAUGCCGCUGCAUAUGCACCAAACUUUCCGUAUCACGAGAACGUGUCAACGCGAUAUUUUUCGCACACAAACACAAACGACGACACUGACGCGCUAAAUGCAACGUUUUACAAUGCCAGUGUGCCAAUCGAGAGUUGUGACACAGUCUAUGAGAUGCCGGGCGUAAAUCCCACAUUAUUCCAAGUCAUCAUCUAUGUCAUGUACAUUUCAAUUUUGUUGCUGGCGCUCGUGGGCAACGGCACCGUUUGCUUUAUCGUUCAAUCAUCGCCUCGCAUGCGAACAGUGACAAAUUACUUUAUUGCCAACUUGGCUGUCGGCGAUAUCCUCAUGUCGUUCUUUUGUGUCCCCUUUACGUUUAUUUCCAUGUUCAUUCUGCAGUACUGGCCAUUUGGGGCUAUUUUGUGUCGUGUCGUCAACUAUUCGCAGGCGGUGUCGGUGUUCGUGAGUGCAUAUACUCUUGUGGCAAUCAGUGUAGAUAGAUAUAUCGCAAUUAUGUGGCCGCUCAGGCCUCGGAUAACAAAGAGAUAUGCCAAGUGUAUCAUAUUUUUUGUGUGGUUCUUUGCAUUCCUGACGGCGCUGCCAAUUUCCAUCAUGUCAAAAUUGAUACAACCGGGAUCGUGGCAUGAACAGUGUGAUAGAUACAUUUGCGGCGAAGACUGGCCUGAUCCCACACUAAACCGUUACUACACAACCGCACUAAUGAUCCUUCAGUUCAUCAUUCCCUUGUGCGUUCUCGUAUCGACCUACACUCGUAUCGCGGUCGCUGUUUGGGGAAAACGUCCGCCUGGCGAAGCAGAAAACUCCCGCGACCAGCGAAUGCAUAAAUCAAAGCGGAAGAUGAUCAAAAUGAUGGUAACAGUUGUGAUAGUCUUUACAAUGUGCUGGGCUCCAUUCAAUAUUCUAGGGAUAAUUGUAGCGGAGAGUGGGGGCGACAGCGAACUGCUUCCGUACUUUUGGCUCACAUUUCAUUGGCUCGCCAUGUCGCACAGUUGCUACAAUCCCAUCAUUUAUUGCUACAUGAAUGCUCGGUUCCGCAGCGGUUUUAUCACAGUUCUGCACACGGUGCCGCUGCUCGGACGAUGCGGAUGCCUCCAGAGAUGCAGUGCCCGACAACGAAGCGGCAGCAAUGCAACACACCUCGCACAUACCGGGAUCGACGAAGUUUCUCAGAUGCACCGGAACAACACAUGCACAACGUUUAUCAGUACGAAGAGGAUCUCAAAGACUUCGAACGCGCAAAUUCCAUAUACAUCAGCGGAAACGGUUUUACGGUGAUACGGGACCGCGCGUGAGAAUUACCAAAUGCAGACGACGACCUUUAACGGUGACAGUCGCCUGUCAAUUUGUGAUAACUCUGCGGGCUGCAACGGCAUGCGCCAAGCCAAGCUGAAGCACAAGACGAAACAGAAGAAAAUUCUCACGCCCGUCAACUCGAAUACAACGCAAAUUUACGAAAAUUCUAGUAGUGGUGCAAGUGAUCACCGUUAUGACUGAAUAUUUUUAAAAAAAUUAUAAAUAAUUAAUAAGAAAAAUAAAAAUUAAUAAUUAGUUUUGUUA